ACUUUUUGGGAAUUAAACAAUCCAGCGCAACUAUUGUUUAUUUAUGAGCGUGCCAGUCGUUGGAAAAUUGAGUUAUUAACAAACAAAUUUUGGAUCUAGACCAGAGAACUAAGUAACCAAAGGCCAGCAUGGGUAACGAGACCUCCCUGCCCAUGGACAUGUGCUCCAACUUCGAUGCGGACGAGAUCCGCAGGCUGGGCAAGCGAUUCCGCAAGCUGGAUCUGGACAACUCGGGUGCGCUGAGCAUAGACGAGUUCAUGUCGCUGCCGGAAUUGCAGCAGAAUCCGCUGGUGCAGCGGGUGAUCGAUAUCUUCGAUGCGGAUGGAAACGGGGAGGUGGACUUCAAGGAGUUCAUCCAGGGAGUGUCGCAGUUUAGCGUGCGCGGCGACAAGCUGUCCAAGCUGCGAUUCGCCUUCCGCAUCUACGAUAUGGACAAUGAUGGCUACAUCUCGAACGGGGAACUCUUCCAGGUGCUCAAGAUGAUGGUGGGCAACAAUCUGAAGGACACACAGCUGCAGCAGAUCGUGGACAAGACCAUUUGCUUUGCGGACAAGGACGAGGAUGGCAAGAUAUCGUUCGAUGAGUUCUGCUCGGUGGUGGGCAACACCGAUAUCCACAAGAAAAUGGUUGUCGAUGUUUAGGCGGAGCCACACAUAUAAGUACUAUAUAUACAAAUGUGUAGAUAUGAUACUAUAUAGCCGGGUUCCGUAAUGAGUGUGUGUGUACCUUCCCUUCCUUGAAACCUGUUCAGCUUUAUAAUAAACGGUCUGUCUGUGAGUCUGUGAGGGCGUUUGAGGCGUGCCAAAAACGAAGCAGUUUACUCAAUUUAUUGAUACCCAUUGCCUAUAGGUAGUACACUUUGAUCCAAACGAUCCGAUCCGAUCGAUCUCUCUCAUCCACAGAAUGCAAUGAAUUGUGUCUUAUACUCAUACUUGAAACCACCGGCAACGGACCACUCACCAAACGAACUCAUCUAUCCCCCCUUUCCAUUCGAAAUGAUGCCAUACUCAAGACCUACGAUUGGGAUUGCUCGCAUCAUCUUAAACUAGUUUGUACUAUAUCCUAACUCUACGUUCAAUUCAAGCCUAACACUUAAGUUCAUCACUCGACUAAAUGUUGUGUAUAAGAUAUGUAAAAAAAAAAAGAAACAAAAUUGACAAAGAAACAACAACAACUACAAUUAAACACUGUUUAUCGAAAAGCUAAACUAAAAACCCCCAA
Drosophila sechellia is the source of this 1221-nucleotide messenger RNA. It is a transcript of the gene CanB, whose product is annotated as Calcineurin B. Lineage: Eukaryota; Metazoa; Arthropoda; Insecta; Diptera; Drosophilidae. Bases 129 to 641 code for a protein of 170 amino acids. The record is from RefSeq and is a predicted model, not a curated record. Gene Ontology annotation, molecular function: calcium ion binding. The transcript has 3 exons.